CGGAUGACCGAUGACGUCAAAGAGCGGCAGAGCCGGCGGGAGCAAGUUGUGCAUCCUCUGGCUGCACGGUACCGGGUCACCCCUCGCCUUCCAUGAGGCUUCCCUGGCGGUAAGAGAGGAGCUUGGCUGAGCCCACUGCAACACUUUAAUGUCUUCAUAAAAACUGGUGACAUCAUAGAGAGAGAAAACUUAAUGAUAUUUACUAAAAACUACGCCAGUCAUGGGAGAGGUGUCAGAAUGGAAUGAUAUUUUAACCCUUCUGUGCCUGGAUCAGUCCCUUGUGAAAUUUGCUGCUGGCCAAAUCAACCCAGGAGGGGUGGACUGCAACUCCCUUAAUUCUCAGCCAGCCCCUAGUGCUGCCUGAGAGUGAUACACUCCCAAAGUAUUCUGUGCCCAACAUAUUUGUAGUAGUUUAAAAUACAGUUAGUUGCUAGUUCCUCCAAUUUUAUUUAUGUAUGCAUUUUUAUUAUUUAUUUAUUUAUUUUUUGCCUCAUUGUCAUUUCUCAUUGAUAGAGGCUGGAUUAUUCACCAUACUUUGCAUGCCAGCAAAAUGAAAAUUCACAAAGCAGAAUACAGGCUAAAAUAGCCAAACUGUGACUUUUUCAUAAAAAUCUGAUAUUUUAGCCAAUUAUUUUGCCAUUCAGAUGGCGCUAACUUUUUAAGUGGCAGAGUUGACCAUCAUUUAUCAUCCUAUGAGGUUGCGACAUAUAUACUAGUUUAAACCGAGAAGAUCAGAUGCAGCUUGGGUGCCUGGAGGGAACUAGGUAAGUUGUGAAAAUGUUCCGGUAAGUGUCUAAAACAAUAUAGAUAAAGGAACAGCGCACACACACAAAAUAAGCCGUUUUAAAUCUUACAAGGCUACUUAGUCACAUAUCUUACCAAACAAAUAUGGGGAUUCAGUUACACCCUAUGGCCAUAUUGUGUUAAGCCCACCGCUAGGUCAUAGAUCCCGCAAAAUUGGUUGGUCUUAUUUUAUUUUUGACAUGGGAGACAAACAUGCUAACUGCUAUAAUUACUGCUUGAACUGCUUCUAGACUCUCCUCAAAUAAUGCUUUUUUGUGGUCACUUCCAAAGGGGUACCCAUAAGAAGAUGGACACACAAACCUUCUACUUCUGGAGUUAUGACAGCAAGGCCUCUGGAAUGGCUGUGAUUUCCCAGCCAAUCCUGGGACUCCAGUUGAUUUCCGUGGGGGCACUCCUCAAAGCCCUGCUGUGCUCAACAGCUUGGUCACUUUUACUUCCAAAUUUCCUAAAAUGAAUGAAGCUACUUGUGCAAAUUGGCAAAAGCUGGAUUUUCCCCACACGUUGUCUUACCACUUCCUGUUGGAGUUGGGAACGGUUUGUGGGAAUCAAAGUACAAACUAGCAUUUGACAUUUUCCAAAAAUUGGAGUGAAUAACUAGUGUAUGUAUAAUCCGAGUGCCAACUUUUCCUAUUUAUUAUUAGUGUUAUAGAAUUCUGAAUAGUGUAGGAGUUAUUUCAUAUAAACAAUAAAUAUUGACAGUUACAAAACAAUUCAGCAUUGUCAAAAUAAUGCUAUAAUUUAGACGUAAUAAUGCAAAAUGUUUACACAUGGAUUUAUAUUACAUGCAUUAAGAAAGGGAUUUAUGCAUCUACAUGAAGUUAUUUUUAAUUUGGUAUAUGCUCCGGUAUGUACAGGUAUUAUAAACCCGGGUAUCAAACUGUGCCCAACACUCCUGUAGAAUAGUGUUAUUGUAGUUUUAAGUUUGCACGAGUGAAUUAGCUCUUUGGGCACAUGUACAGAUUACCCAAGUGAUGAAUUGAUCUUGUGCCUCUGUAUCGUGAUUGCGGUUACUAUUCAUAGUGUGCCAAUAUAUUCUGCAGGGCUUUAAUUUCACAUCAAAUAUGUAUGUAUGGAACACAAUUAAUGUGAAUAAAAUCUAAAAGAAUGUGAGAGAAAUUAAGAUGUUUUGUUGUUUUCCAACUUCUGCAUGUCACUAUAACUGUGAAUGUCAUAAUACUGUUAACAUUUACUGCAAUAAAACACAGACAUUUUUUAUCAUGUGAUGUCCCCCAAUGCCACCUGUACACGUUUCAUGAUGUUCUUGAAAGUUACAGAGUCACAUAUAGGCUUGCCCAUUUCAGUUUUAACACAUUGAAAUUUGCCAGAUUGGUUUGCUGGGCCUAUAUUGCCUUUGAGAACAUAAUAAUAGAUUUAAUAGAAAUGAUCUUCAUCUUGGCAUACCAACUGCAAAAGUAGACAACCCAGGGUAUUCAAAAUGGAAUAUGUCCAGUCUCUUUUAGUAGCCAAGGAUCCUGGGAUAUUCCUCAGGAUCCAGGGAUAUUCCUCGGUUGUCAGGCAAUCGUGGAGGGUAAGUAUGCUGGCUGCCGGGAGGAUCCAAUCGUUAGUGUGUGCUAUGCCACCAUAACUGCGUAAAACCAUACUUACGUAGGACACGUUGCACUCCCUAACGGCGUUAAGGAGUUAAUCGGGCUUUAUUCAAAUGAACAAAAAGGUGGUGAGGAUCUUGCACUGUUAAAAUGCAUUUCUGAGUAUUAAAAUCUUUCUGCUUUGUGCACCUAUUAUGCCAUGAUGAGAUGUAAGACUUUUUUUUUUCUUUUACCCCCAAAUUUUUUUAAAAGAGGGUUAUGCUGCAUUAGUCAUUACCACAACAUCUGUUAUGGUUUGAGUCAGUGGAACACAGACUAUUUAGAGUAACUGGCCACGUAGAGAAACAACAGUCUUGGAAAAGGACUUAAAAUUGCAAUAGCGUUCUUCAGCAUAGUCAGACCAAUGCAUAAAGUCAGUGGAAUUUUGAUGUAAUUAACAGAUACCUUUUAUCCGGUCCUAAUAGUACUCACCCUGUCUUGCCUUGACGAAAGAUGUUAGUGACUUAACAGAUGUCCUGUCUGACCCCACUACAUAAAAUGAGCCACUCAUACCAUGUGCAUCAGUAUGGGCAAGAGUGCUCAUUGAUUAGAUCGGUUUAAGUAGGUGCACACCCUACUAGCAACACAAAAGUAUUAAACCAAAAUUGGAUUAGCACACAUACAGCAGUUGCAAAAUGAUGUAAUAUUGCUUUGUCCUGUUUAGCUUUUUUACUGAAUUUACAGAAGUAUGUUAAACAGAGGAACACUUGUUAUGCCAAAGUCAGCUUUGUCAUUUAGAAUCUUUAUGAAGCACUAUUCUGGCUGUGUUGUAAUUCCACUGAAUUUCCAUUGCAUUCAAUAGAUCAGGGCUCGACAAAUCCCAGGCACCAUGGCGCCUCGGAAUUUUGCAUUGGCGUCUGGGAUAUGCGAGCCCCUUCACUCCAAGGCGAGCGGUUGACUGGCCAUCAGCAAGCUGGGGGGAUUUUGUAGGAAGGCGGCUUGUUGGUUGGUCGUGGAGGUGGGCGGCUGGCUGGCUGAGCGAAUAGGAGGAGGACGGCGAUGGAGCUGUGAUGUCCUUGCUCCCCCGCGCGUCACUUAAUGGGUCCGGGAUAUGACGUCAUAUGCCGGCCCGGUCACAUUAAGUGGCACUCUGGGGGAGCAGAGCAAGAACAUCAGCUUCCUCACUGCCAGCAACAAUACGCGCAUCCAGCCGCCUUCCUUCAAAAUCCCCCAACUUGCCGCCCUUUUGGCCACUGGACCCCACAGGUAUUAAAACAAGCAAUAAUGUGUGACGGUGUGUGUGUCUGUCUCUCAUGAUAUGUGUAUUUAGGUGGCCAGACCCUUUCCGGUCACAAGGGAAUGUUUUUUUUGUUUUUGUUUUUCACCAUUUUUCCCCACGCGGUGCUAGUCUCCGCUCGACUGGCUCUGCCUCUAUGGCUGCGAUUAUCAAGCUUGGUGAUCUCAGCCAAUCCAAUGUUUUCCCAUAGGAUUGGAUGCAAAAUGCUGCACCAAUCAGCAUCUCGUCAUAGAGAAUGAGAUGCAUUGAAUCGAUGCAUCUCUGGGGAGCGUUCAGCGCCUCCAUGCAGAGCUUGGAGACGCUGAAUUUAGGUGCUGCACACUGUGCAGCAGUGACACAGGAAGCACCUCUAAUGACCGUCUGAGUGUCUGUCACUAGAGGUGUGACUAGGAAAGGCAGUGUUUACAUUGAAAAGUCUGCAGGGACAGACUAUAGACACCAGAACCACUACAUUAACCCCUUAAGGACCAAACUUCUGGAAUAAAAGGGAAUCAUGACAUGUCAUUUGUCCUUAAGGGGUUAAGCUGUAAUGGUCCUGGUGACUAUAGUGUCCCUUUAAGAAUUGUAUUUUUGUCACUGAAUAUAAAGCUUUGUAAGUUUACUUUUUUUUUUUAGCUGGCUCCUAGAUUCAAAGCAAAUUUGUCAAGCCCUGCAAUAGACAUCAUGAGACAAAGAAGGGACUACUUUAGCAUAUAGUGAGGACCGAGUGUGCCAUAACUUGGCAAUAGCGAGAUACCACCAUCACGUUUUGCCAAAUCCAAGCUGUCAUCGUAUUGACGCCUAUGGGAAAAUGCAUCUUCUUGCACAUUGCAAUAGCAGUACUAUGGAGAAUUCGGCUGUCUUGGAGGAUCUUUUAUAGACCGCUGUGUUGUACUCUAGCGCGUUUGUAACAGUACAACAGUAAAGGUGACUUUAGAUUAGCAAAGCAUUCUUUAUUCUCAAUGCAUCUCUAUGAACAAAAGUCCUCAUUAUUCUGCAUACUCAAACGUCCUUUACACACACACCUAGUUAUAGAAUGCCGCCUUCAGUAAACCAUAUAACGGUUUCUGUAGCAGGCACAGCUUGUUCUGUUACUGUGAUUCCUGUGUAGUUCAAAGCACACAAAAGUACAGGAUGUUUUCUUUAAUUUCCUUCUCUCAAUAACAAACUAAAUAUCUGCUCUUUAUUUACAUUGAAUGCUCAUAAGUUAUUUCUCUCACACAUUACAGCCAUGUCAAAUGGUAAUAAUCUAAAAGCCAAAUUGUAAAAUAGUGAUCUAAUAGCUGAUCUAUAGCUACACACAUAUAUAUAUUCCUCACCUAUAAGCUCACGGGCAAUCUAGCUAAGCACUUUGUAUAAAAGCGCUUCAAUGGCUAGAUCUCCGCUUACGGGCAGGGCCCUCUCUACCUUUUGCAUUUGUCUGUGUUUAUUGUACGUCUUCCAUUAAUUGUACAGCGCUAUAGAAUCUGUUGGCGCUUUAUAAAUACCAGUAAUAAAUAAAUACAACUAUAGUUUGGCUAUGUAAAGGGACACUAUAGGCACUAUAUUGCCUCUAGUGGUUGUCUGAUUCCUGCUUGCUAGGCGACUUUUGGUUGCCUAACUGAUGUUGGACUUCCUCAAGCUCUGCAUGGGGAAAUCUAGCGCCAGUUAAAGCCAAAUAAGAAAGUCUUGUAGAAAUGCUUUCCUAUAGGGAGGGCGGUGGAUGAUGUCAGAAGAGGUGGCGCGCCGACCCAGUGCCGAGGGAGGUCGGCGCUGUAAUUGGGGGAGUACGGAAAGGGUUUAUUAAUAGAGGGAACUAUAAUAUAAGAUUUGUAUUCCUUACAUUAUAUUAUCUCUUCCCUUUAAAGGAACACUAAAGGGUCAGGAACACAAAUGUGUAUUCCUGACCCUACAGUGUUUAAAUCACGAUCUAACCCCCCUGACCUCCCCUUGCUGCCCUAAAUUUAGUAAAAUCUUACAUUUAUUCCAGUCCGCCAGCGCUCCUUGGAUGACCUCAUCAGAAGUGAUGAUCUCAGCCAAUCACAUAGAAUUCCCAUAGGAAUGCAUUGGAUUGGCUGAUAUAGUCAAUUCUGAUGAUCUCCACCUAGGAGGUGGGGUGGUGCCAAAUGCCUCUGUGGCCAAUCAGCAUCUCCUCCCAAAGAUGCAUUAAGCUGUAGUAAUUGUUGUCUAUGGUAUCUCUUUAAGCCUAUAUUUUGUAGGUUGGUUUUCAGGUCAAUACAAUUGAAUGUUAAGUGAAUAAUCCAUACUGUGUUAAUAACCCAGUGGUUUCUCCCAAGAGUUGAAAUGUAUGUGUGACUUUACCAAUAUAAAAUGUCUGUACCAGAGAAAAUUCUCCUUUUAAAGGGUUACUGUAACCCUGUUUUAGACAGUCUUUGUAUUUAGUAGUAAUUAUCUUAUUAGGCCUUUGUCACUGAUCACACCCUCUCUGCCUUGAACCCAGCCAUGGGCCAAGUUCUCCCUGAUCCGUCUACAUCUUCUGUCAUCGCGCCUUAUCAGACUCUUUUGGUCUGUGUUCCAAUCAAAUGCUUCUCAAAGAAGCAGCGCUGGACCUUGGAUUUUUUUGGGAAGGUGAGCGCUUUAAAGGACCACUAUAGUGCCAGGAAAACAUACUUGUUUUCCUGGCACUAUAGUGCCCUGAGUGUGCCCCCACCCUCAGGGUCCCCCUCCCGCCCGGCUCCCCCCCGUCGGCUGAAUGCGCACACGCGCGGCAAAAGCUGCGCGCGCAUUCAGCCGGUCACAUAGGAAAGCAUUAAUAAUGUUUUCCUAUGGACGCUGGCGUGCUCUCACUGUGAAAAUCACAGUGAGAAGCACGCAAGCGCCUCUAGUGGCUGUCAAUGAGAUAGCCACUAGAGGAAAUAGGGGAAGGCUUAACCCAUUCAUAAACAUAGCAGUUUCUCUGAAACUGCUAUGUUUAUAAAAGAUUGGGUUAACCCUAGCUGGACCUGGUACCCAGACCACUUCAUUAAGCUGAAGUGGUCUGGGUGCCUAGAGUGGUCCUUUAAGGACACCUAUCAGCUUUUUUUGAUGGCAAAGCAUUGAAUCAAAUGCUUUUCAAUUAGAAAUGGUGAAUGCUGCACUGUGCAUGAGUGCUGUGUGCAUUCACGAGCAUCGAGAUGAGCUGAGUGGCAACUGAGCUGAAACACUGCACAUACAAACCGCUUGCACUAUGGCUACUUUGUAGACGUGGUCAUAGUGGUUGGAGUAACCAUUUAAUAAAGUAGUAGACUAAAAGAGAAUUUCAAUUUGGCUUGUUUUUCACAUUAAAGAGGCAGCACUACAUUUCUCUGAUUCAGCAGAACAUUAGAUCAGUUACAAUCAAUUUCCCUUAACUGUAUAGAAUGUUUCUAUCUCUAUAGUAAUAUUGAUUUCAUAAAACAUCAUGAUUUCUCAUGACAAACUAAGGGUCCUCACCACAUUGCUCUUUCACAUUAUCAAUAAUAAUUCCAUCCCUAUUUGUUCGGAGUUUAUUGGCUGCACGUGUCGGCUCACAAAAUUGAUAUUAAUAAGGGAGUGUAACUUCCCAUAACAACACAAUGCUGGGCCAUUAGCACCUUGGGGACCCUUGAUUUGUGUGAAAGUGCUUGAAAACGGUUUGACACAGAGCCAGUGUAGCUACAGUAGGCUGUAAUGAUUAUGGUGUUUAGGUUUCCCCUUUAAGGUAGUAGAUUCCCUUUUUUUUAAUGUCCCACAAGUCCCUUUGUAAAUGGCUGUAUGAGAUAUAUGGCAAUAUGCUUUAAUAAAAGGGGCAAUCCCAGCAGCUGGCCAUCUUUGAUAUACUAUACAAUUUGUGGUAAAUCAUUACACAUCUAGUUCCAUUAAACUGGUGAAAAAGCUCAUUUGCUUUAAAGAGUAACUCCAACACUGUUAAUAACACUGUUUUUGGUGAGAAUAACCCUUUCUAUAUUGUCUUCUCUCCCCAACCCCAAAAAAAAGUUAAAGGCCAAAUUCUCCCUGAGCCUUAUCCUCCUUCACUGAAGGGAUGUUAGUGCUGGCACAUGUUGCCAGCCUGGAACUUUUAUUCCAAGUGGCUAAUGGCUCGGCAGCUAAUGGAGUCACACUUCCAACAGCAGAGGGGUUAAUCUCUGUAUUAGCAGGGUCUUAUAGCGAAAUUCUGCACAUACAGAGUUCAGGCACCACAACCACUUCAGAUCAGUGAAAUGAUUGUGGUGCUAGGUGUAACCCUUUAAUGAACACCCUUCUUUACCUGCUUGUUUUACUUAUAUUUGUCUUCCUCCUCGACAAAAUUAGUACCGAUCAGCUGAUUAAUAAUAACCUGUAUACUUAGUAUUCGCUUAAAUAUGAGUGUCUGUCUGAUAACAUAAUAUGAUAAUGUUGUGAACGCCGCUGUCCGUUUUUUACUAUCAAGUAAAGUGCCUGCGUUUACAGCAAAUUCAGUUGUCCCUACUCUUUGCUUAAUUUGUUCUGAUUGUCAUAAUUAUUAGUGUUUUUAUUUUUUUUUUAUCCAGAAUACUUUAACUUUCACCAGGGCAAGAUGAAGAACGAAAUCUCAGCUGUGGUUUUUUUUCUAUCAAGACUUAUCCAAAAGAAUGAAAAGCUAAUAAAAGAAGACAUUGAAAUGUUUUCAGAAGAACUGACCCGAAUACUGCAUGGGAAGUAUAUCAAUCACUGGUACCCAGAAACCCCAACUAGAGGACAGGCAUAUCGGUGAGUAUUGGAAAUUCUAAUGGGAGAAUUGCUUCAACUCCACCACAAUAAUGCGCUUUAUAGUAUCAAAACAUUGUUUGUUUCCUUUCUCUUGAUAUUGGGUUUUUCCAUCAAUUUUUUGCUCUGUUUGUUUCCCUUUAUCUGUGUUUUAUAUUGACAUUUAAUUCACAUAUUUUCCUAUGCAUCGCCUUCUUUAUGGCUGGUUAUAAUUUACUGAUAAUACUAAAGUAGGUGAAUUUAUUUUAAAGGGACACUAUAGUCACCUAAACAACUUUAGCUUAAUGAAGCAGUUUUAGUGUAUAGAUCAUGCCUCUCAGGUUUCACUGCUUAAUUUACUGCCAUUUCGGAGUUAUAUCACUUUGCUUCUGUUUAUGCAGCCCUAGCCAUACCUCCCCUGGCUCUGACUGACACAGCCUGCAUGAAAAAAACAACAAAAAACUGGUUUCACUUUCAAUCAGAUGUAAUUUACCUUUUAAGGAUCACUAUAGGGUCAGGAACACAAACUUAUUCCUGACCCUAUAGUGUUAAAACCACCAUCUAGCCACCCUGGGCCCCUCAUACCUCCAUAAAUAUAGAAAAAUCUUGCUGUAUUCAAGCCAGAAGCUGUAGAUCUGCAUGCUGUUUGCGUAAAAAAAAAAAAAAAUCAGUCUGCUGACAUCAUCAGAAGUGGUAGCCUGAUCCAAUCACAAUGCUUCCCCAUAGGAUUGGCUGAGACUGACAAGGAGGCAGAUCAGGGGCAGAGCCAGCAUGAUUCAAACACAGCCAGGUCAAUCAGCAUCUCCUCAUAGAGCUGAACUGAAUCAAUUAAUCUCUAUGAGGAAAGUUCAGUGUCUGCAUGCAGAGGGAGGAGAUACUGAAUGUUUGGAUGCAUUUUAGGCAGCCAUGACCCAGGAAGGAUCUCUAACAGCCAUCUGAGGAGUGGCCAGUGGAGUUAUCACUAGGCUGUAAUGUAAACACUGCAUUUUCUCUGAAAAGACAGUGUUUACAGCAAAAAGCCUGAAGAUAAUGACGCUACUCACCAGAACAAAUUCAAUAGCCUGUAGUUGUUCAGGUGACUAAAGUGUCCCUUUAAACAAUUGUGUCUCUUGCUCUGUAAAUUGAACUUUAAUCACAUAUACGAUACUCUUGCAGGAAAAAAAGAGAAGAAAAUCUAAAUUAAAUAGAAUAGGAUAAACAUUAGAUGACUCUUUACAGGAAGUGUUUAGGAAGGCUGUGCAAGUCACAUGCAGGGAGGUCUGACUAGUGUUAAUAAACAAAGUGAUUUAACUCCUAAAUGGCAGAGAAUUGAGCAUUGAGACUGCAGAGGCAUGAUCUAUACACCAAAACUGUUUAAUUAACCCCUUAAGGACACAUGACGAAAAUAUUCUGUCAUGAUUCCCUUUUAUUCCAAAAGUUGUGUCCUUAAGGGGUUAAGCUAAAGUUGUUUUGUUUUAUUAUGAACCACUUUGCACCACUGUUAAAAUGUAGUUACUUUGUUUAGGUGUAUCCGUGUGAACAAGUUUCACGGUAUUGAUCCUGAUCUCCUGAAAGCCUGUAUGGUCAGUGGUCUAGUCUACGAGGACCUGGGCUUACCCAGAGAACUAACCUUGUGGGUCGAUCCAUGGGAAGUCUGCUGCAGGUCAGUAACAAGAAACUGGCCUUACUGAUCUCCUUAAUGGGGCCUGUAUUGGGAUACUAUUGACAGACCAAGCUACUGUACAUUGUGACAACAACAUACAGGGUUAUUUACUAAACUGAGAAUUGUCAGGAAUUCAAACCAGGACAAUUCUCACUUUAGAUAGCUUUGAGUUUCGAUGGAGCUUUUUGCUAGUACUUGAGAUUGAAUUUAGGGGUAGUAACCAGCAGGUGGUGCUGUUGCAUAAAAUCUGUAAACAUAGACCUAAAAAUAUACAAAGACUUUUGUAAAGUUAUUUGUUCUGGUUUCCAUGGGGAUAUAGUAAUUUUUUUUACUUUAUUUAACGCUGUUGCAAUGCAGUGAGCUGUAAGCUCGUGUUAGUUUUGUGCAAAUAUUUCCUCUGAACAUAGUAUAAUAGGAGGCACAAGCAAUGUACUAAAAUUACUUUUCUUUUCUUUUUUUAUUUUCUGUGUGUGUGUAAAAAAUAAAAAAAAAAAAUGAUUUCUUCUUUUGCCAUAUUUAAGGUGUACAGGGUCAAUUUAUAUUCUGAACUGAAUAUUUUAGCUCAAAAUAGCGAUAUUGAAAAAUUCUCAAAUUCUGUGUUUUUUGUUAUAAACAUUUGCGAUUCCUGAUUCAAGGAAUAACGCCGGUCUUUGCUGUCUACCAGGUACGGUGAGCAUAGCCACCCUUUCACCGUAGCCUGUUUUGAAAGUGAAGACGACAGCCAGGCCGAAGUGUCCCAGAAAGUUAGCCAGGCUAUGGAUAAUGUGACAUCCGAUUAUCACUCCGGGUCUUCUUCAGAUGAUGAAGUUUACAUCAGUCGCAGAAAGACUUCCCCAGUGAUGGUGGCUUCCGAUAGACAGAAUAUUUACCAGGUAUUUUAAAAUGUGCUUUACAUAGUGAACUCUGAGCUUUGUCCGUACGAAAAGGUAUGCUACUAUUGCAACUGGCAGAAUAACUGAUGGCAUUCUCAGCCUAUUGGCUUACAAAACACAUUGCAAAAAUAUGUUUGGCCAAAAAAAGGUGAUACAUUGUUGAGUUUAAUUAAAUGUGAAUUAAAACAUUUAAAAAAUAAAUUUUUAACACUUUUUUGGGGUGCAUGCAAUAUUUCCAAUGCAAUAUUUCCCAUGCAGAAAUACAGGUGAUCUCACAGAUGGAUUUGUUGCCCUUACAUCUCUUCACAGGACAGAUAUCACUAAAACAUAAAGGGUUAAUAUGCUUGACAUGGCCCUUUCCCAUGUCCCUGUAAAAGCUAGCUUAACCAUGUCCCAACUAUUUUCCUGUUUUCAAAAAAAAAUUAGUCAGUUAGCACCUUGCUUCCUUUUCUAAUUUUCAAAAGUACAAGGUGUUCUUACACAGCAGCAUCGGACCCAGCUUAAUUUAAGGACAUACUUCAUCAAUCAGCUGUGCCGCUGCCCAGUGGCACUUCGUGCUUUCUGAAACUGAGAUUCAGAAGCCGGGUUCCGCUUGGGGGACUGGGGAUCGGCACUGGAAGCCUACUUUAGUGUUAAACCAUUCGAGAAUGGUUUAACCCCUUAAGGUAAGAGUGUGCCGGGGGCCUCUUGGCACCAUAACUACUUUAUUUAGAAGAAGUUAUGGUGCCUAAACUGUCCAUUCAAGGCAGACCUCCAAACAGUCCCAAUUUAGUUCCCUGGUGUCCUGCAUCCUCGGGUGGCACAGCACAAAAACAUAAUUCGAAAUGUUCAUGCUGUGAGCAGGCACUAGGACCAUACAGGGAGUGCUUCAGCAGUCUUCUCUGCAUGGUCUUAUAUAGAGGGGUUGGCAUCACUGGUUUACCACCCCCGCAAGGCUGCCCACCUUGUCCUGGUAUCAUACCUUCCAAUGUUGGGAGCUACACAAACAAGUACUCCAAUACUUGGCACUCAAAAUUAAAGGGUUAUUUAAAACACCAUGACCAUUGCUGCAUGUUGUGGUGGACUGCAGUUGUCCAUGGUACCAUAACCACUAUAGUUCACUCUAGUGGUUAUGGUACAUAGAGCACCUCUUUAAUUUAGAGUACUAUGCCAACACCAGCUUGGAUUUUUUUCAUUCAUUUAUUUACUUAUUUUUGCUUACACACACAGCAUUCAAAUAGUGAUGUCUAAGUAAAUAUUCUUAUAGUCAUUCAUGCUAACACUAGAUUUUACUACUUGUAUUUGUAUGUACACCUGUCUAAGUGUCUUAUUAGUUUGGUUUCAAGAUAAUAAAUCCUAAUCCGUAUAAUCAGUAUAAUUUUUCCAAGAUUUAAAAAAAAAAAGUGUGUGUGUGUGUGUAUAUAUAUAUAUAUAUAUAUAUAUAUAUAUGUAUGUAUGUAUGUAUGUAUGUAUAUAUAUAUAUAUAUAUAUAUAUAUAUAUAUCCAGCUUUUUCAAAAGUUUAUAUCUCCUGUCAUGUGUUUAUUUUGAGAAUGCAAACCAAGUAUUUCUGCACACAGGAACCACAGGAAUAUGUGCUGCAACCCAUGUCUUUCAUGAACAAGUACCCAAAGAAAAAACAUGGCUUUCACUACCACCAACAGCCUCGUUUUCUGUCCAACUAUCAGCCACAGGGGAGAAGCAACAAGGUGUACGGACAAAUCACAUGGCUCCCACCAGCGGUAUCAAAUGAAAGGAACCAGUGGACUAAUGUACAUCUUUUGACUACUGCCCACCAGUGCUUGGUUUAAACAAUUUAUGUGAUGGAGCACUGUUAUAAGUAUGUUAAAAUGUGAAAUUUCCACACAAAAAAAAGGACCAAAUUAUGUAAGCAUCCUUGUCUCCUAUAUUUGUAAUAUAUAUAUUUUAUUUAUAUUCAACUUCUUUGCACUCUGUCUGUUUAACAGUAAAAGUUUUAUAACACUUGGGAAAUGUUUCUAGUUAAGUGCCUGAGUAUUUUAAUAAUGGAAGUGUAUUUAUAUUUUGUGGCUCGCACAGGAUUGGGUUAAAUUAAAGUUCAAUUGCCGUCAUUUCAAGUUUUUUUUGUUUUUUUUCCCUAUAUGAAAAUAUAUUUAUUUACAAUUUAGUUCAUAUUUUAUCAUAUAAUAGAUGGGCACAUUUACACUUUUAUUAAAAUGAAAAAUAGGGUUUGAAAAUAUAUAUAUAUAUAUAAAUAUUUUUUGGAAUUGGGUGUUUUGUUGUUAACCAGCUGUCCUUGUUAGGAUGUUGACAAAAUGUGUUCAUCAUAAGUUGUUCGUUCUUGAACUGUUUAUUUCAUAAAACUUAUAAAACUGCAUACAAG
Molecule: messenger RNA, 13100 nt
Organism: Pelobates cultripes (western spadefoot toad)
Lineage: Eukaryota; Metazoa; Chordata; Amphibia; Anura; Pelobatidae
Source: the annotation of a GenBank genome assembly